GCGUGAGUGUCUCUGCCCAUGCUUCGGGUCGUGCUUCGGGGGCUUGGGCACUCAGUCCUACGGGGGCCCCAUCUUCGGGCCUCUGCCUUGGGGAGCCGCGGCUGCUGUAAUGGCGGCAGCGAUGGCGAAGGGCGCCUCGGGCCCCCGCGUGCCCAAGACGGCCGUGCCUGCUUCACGACUCCUAUCUUUUACGUGAACGCGGCGCCGCACAUCGGACACCUGUACUCGGCGCUGCUGGCCGAUGCGCUGGCCCGCUACCACCGCCUCCGGGCCGCGCCGUCCACGGGCCCGGGCUCUGCCGCCCCGCUCGUCCGUUUCUCCACGGGCACCGACGAGCACGGGCUGAAGAUCCAGCAGGCGGCCGCCGCAGCGGGCUUGACCCCGUUGGAGCUCUGCGACCGGGUGUCCGCCCAGUUCCGGGAGCUCUUCCAGGAGGCCGGCGUCUCCGUUAACGACUUCCUCCGCACCACGGAGGCCCGGCAUCGGCGGGCGGUGCACCACUUCUGGGGGGUCCUGCGCGCCCGGGGGCUGCUCUACAAGGGGCUCUACGAGGGCUGGUAUUGCGCGUCCGAUGAGUGCUUCCUGCCCGAGGCCAAAGUCACCUGGCGCCUGGGCCCCGACGGGGAAAGCCGCCCCGUAGCGCUGGAGAGCGGGCAUCCAGUCUGUUGGAUGAAAGAGGAAAACUACAUCUUCAGACUCUCCCAGUUUAGGGAGCCUCUUCGGCAGUGGCUCCGGGACGACCCUCAGGCCAUCACUCCUGAACCUUUCCGCCACAUUGUCCUCCAGUGGCUAGAGGAGGACCUGCCGGAUCUCUCCGUUUCUCGGGGCACUAGCCAUUUGCACUGGGGCCUCCCCGUACCUGGUGACCCAAUGCAGACCAUCUACGUGUGGGUCGAUGCCCUGGUCAGCUACCUCACUGUCAUAGGUUACCCUGACUCGGAACAGCAGAUCUGGUGGCCCACCACCCACCACAUCAUAGGCAAAGACAUCCUUAAGUUUCAUGCUAUCUAUUGGCCUGCUUUGCUCCUGGGAGCAGGGAUGACACCCCCUCAUCGUAUAUAUGUACACUCCCACUGGACAGUACAGGGCCAGAAGAUGUCCAAGAGCCUGGGCAAUGUGGUUGAUCCCUGGACUUGUCUGGAUAGGUUUACUGUAGAUGGCUUUCGUUACUUCCUUCUAAGGCAAGGUGUCCCUAACUGGGAUUGUGACUACUAUGAAAAGAAAGUAGUCAAGUUACUUGAUGCUGAGCUGGCAGAUGCACUGGGGGGGCUCCUGAAUCGAUGCACCGCCACUAGCCUGAAUCCUACUGGGAUCUUCCCAGAAUUCUGCACCUCCUGUUUCCCUUCUGUGGAGGGUGUAAUGGUAGCUCCAACAAAGGCACAAUCUGAGGACUAUGCUUUGGUGAGGUCAGUGUCAGCUUUGCCCUUACAGGUGGAGAACUACUACGAGAAUUUUCAAAUCUACAAGGCCUUGGAAGCAGUGUCCGCUUGUGUCCGUCAGACUAAUAACUUUGUCCAGCGGAACGCACCUUGGAAGCUUAACAGGGAGAACUUGGCUGAUGCUCGAUGGCUAGACACAGUAAUACAUGUAACACUAGAGUGCCUUCGAGUCUUUGGGACAUUGCUUCAGCCAGUUACCCCAGCACUAGCUGACAAGCUUCUUUCUAGGCUAGGUAUCUCUGAAACUGAGAGGGGCCUUCGGGGUAUCUGCUUUCUUCCUCGAUACUAUGGGCAACCUUGUCCAUUUGAGGGGAGAAAACUGGGACCUGACACUGGACUCUUGUUUCCAAGACUGGACAAAUCUAGGUCACGGUUGGCAAAAGAUGCCAGAUUUUAA
Trichosurus vulpecula (common brushtail) is the source of this 1836-nucleotide messenger RNA. RefSeq names its product methionine--tRNA ligase, mitochondrial-like. Bases 19 to 1836 code for a protein of 605 amino acids. NCBI's taxonomy places the organism in Eukaryota, Metazoa, Chordata, Mammalia, Diprotodontia, Phalangeridae. The record is from RefSeq and is a predicted model, not a curated record. The transcript has a single exon. Gene Ontology annotation, biological process: methionyl-tRNA aminoacylation. Gene Ontology annotation, molecular function: methionine-tRNA ligase activity; ATP binding.